AUGACGCAGAAGUUGUUGCCUUCAGAUCUAGAAGAAAUAUUUGAGAUUGAUAUCAACACAAAAGAAGUUAAGAAAAAAGAAGAAAAUGAAACAAAAAAACCGAAGAAAAUGAAUGAACAAAACCAAAAAAUUUUACAGAAAUUUGAUAGUUAUGACACAGAACAUAAUGGAGAAUUAGAUGUAUAUCAAUUAAAGAAAUAUAUUGAAAAAGAAUUUAAUAUUAGUUUGACAGAAGAAACAAUUAAAUAUCAUUGUGGUCAAACAUUCUUACAAAAAGCUUAUAAAGUUCAAAGAAGUGAAUUUAUUGCGUUUCAUAAAUAUAUUACAUCUAAUUUAAAUGAAAUGAUAAAAGAAAAAACAGGAAAUAUUUUUAAUUCAUUUGAAAAUCAAUUUGCUGAUAAAACUGGUGUUGAUAUUCAAUAUAAAUACCUUGACCGAAAUAUUUUUACCAUUUCUUCAUUUGAUAAACCACAUGCACUUAUUUCUCCACAACAACAAUGUCCAAAUGACAAAUAUCAUCGAACUAUUUACAACCAAUUAUUUAAUCAAUCAAUAUCAAUUUUUCAAACACCAAAAAAAUAUAUUAGUGUAUUUGAAGGUAAAGAAAUAACAAAAAUUUCAUUACCAUCUAACAAUGAAGAAUUUAAUGUUGACUCACUCAUUCAAACAGAAACACAUAAACCUGGUUCAAGAAAGAAAAAGAAUAAAUUUUUAUUCCAAAAUUUUAAUGCUAAAAUUACUUCAGAUGAAUUAUUAUAUUCAACAACAUUAUGUAAUGCUCAACCUCGUUCUAUUCAAGAAUUAUUAAAAAUAAGAAAACCUACUAUUGUUAAUAUUACUAAGUUUCAAAUAAAUAUGACUACUGAUAAUUUAUAUUGUAGAAUGAGUUUAUAUGAUAAAAAUUAUAUUAAAUUAACAUCGGAUUUCUAUUUUACAUUAACUUCUGAUGCUUUAAAAGAUCAUAUAAAAGAAACUAAACCACUUAAUGUUCCAUUAGUAUCAAUUCCUUUAAAAGAAGAGUUUAUUGGAGAAGAAGAAAAUUAUGUUGUGUUACAAGUCUAUAAACAAAUGGAUCCAAACAUUGAUUUUGCACGAGACAUUUUUAGUGAUGAAGGUCAAAAAGAAUUAAAAACUAAAAAGAAGUAUAUUGAUGGAAUUAAAGAAUCGAACCGUAUCUUUGAACAAAAAGGAAUGUUACAAUUAUUAAUGUUUAGUGCUGCGUUAAUUAAAUUUAAACCAAAAUAUGAUCCAUUUAAAUUAGUUAAGCCAGUAGGAGAUCCUAAAGAUGUUGUUUCAAUGAUUAAAGACAUUGACAAAAUGAAAACAUGUGGAUAUUGGGAAUUUGUUUUUAAGCCAUCAAAAAAAGAAGAUGUUCAUUAUGAUGGAUUCAUGGUAACUAAUACUCAAGAUGGUACAAAUGGAUCUCAAUUUUGUACUAUGACUGAUUUAUCAAUUCAAGAGAAAGAGGAUAUUUUUAUGGAUUAUGAAAACUUAUUAUUUGUUUAUCCAACUGAAAUUUGUCUUGGUAAAGAGAAAAAAAGAAACGGAGUUUGUGUUACUGUUUAUCUAAGAGAUAAUGAUAAUGACAAAUUUACUCCAGGAGUAUCUAAACCAAUGGCAGCUAUUUAUCCAAUGGCUAAUACUCCUAUACAAUCUCUUACAAGGUCAUUCACUACUGCCGUAUCAAUGGAUAUCAUCCAUUUCUUUCCUUCUAUUCUUCAAAAGUGUCUAGAAGAUGCUACCUCAGGAAAACAAGAAAGUCUUAUUAAGUUAUUUGAAAUAACCAAUUUGAUUGAUAACAAUAAAGAGAUAUCUCAAGAACAAAAAGAAAAGUAUCGAAUAUAUAAGAAUCCAAUAAUACUUGAUAGUAUCAAUCAUUUUGUUUCAUAUAAAAGUGAUGAUGGGAGAUAUUAUUGUCAAGUUAUUACUUCAUUAUUGCCAGUGUUAUUUGCUAAAAAUGAGAGUAUUUGUAAAGAACGAUUAAAAUAUUGUUGGGUUAUUUAUUCCUUAUUGAUCAAAUCAAUUAUUGGAUAUUUAAAAGAUUAUAAAGCAUUUGAUGCUCCUAAUUUUCAUGAUUUUUGUUUUAGUGAACAAGGUAAGUAUGUUGGAUUUAAUUUAUCUACAAAUAUUUCUUUAUGUUCUGACUUUAUUUGUUUUUGUUCAGAUUCAGGGAUUGUAGAACCAAGUAUAAUUAGAGAUGCUAAUUUGUUCUUUGCUGAGUUCAUUAGGGACUUAGCUAUAAUGUGGAGACAUGAUGAAAUGGCUAAACUUGUUGACACUCAUCUUGAUCGUCUUUCAAUGCUUAAAACAAAUGAUCCAGAAAGAAUAAAUUUUCAACAAUUACUUCGUCUUGAAUUUAUUUCUGUAUUAGCUGAAAGUGAUAGGUUAUAUCAAAUUAAUGGACCACAACUACUUGAAAUUAAAGAAAUUAAUAAAUUAAAUGAUCAACUACAACAACGACACACUUUAAUGUUUAUUAUUCUAAGACAAUAUUUCCAAUUAAUAUUAACUCAUGAUAAAACAAUUAGUAAAAUGGCAUUACAAGAAUUAAUUAAUAUUAUGAAUAAAUAUGACCUUGACAAACAAUUUUCAACUCAAACAGAACGUGAUAAAUUCUUUAAUAUGAUAUUUCCAUUUGUGUUAUUUAUUCUUGACGAUUCAGAAAAGAUUAAUGAAUGGAAAGCAAAAGACUGUUUAGCAGAUUUAUAUGAUAUUGAAACACUUUAUAUUAUUUUCUUCUUCAUUCUUAAAAAUUUAAAAGAAGAAACUGUUCAACAAUGGUUAGUUUCUGAUUUCCUUCCAAGUCUUCUUAAUUCAUUACUAACUCAUAUCAGAAAAGCAUUACUAUUAUUUAGUAGAUAUCCAAAUACAUUUAUUCCUAAUGCAUCAAAAACUUAUAUUAAGGAAUUAACAAUAAUGCUUAAUGGUAUAUCAAAAAGUGCUCCGAGUUCUAAAACUCCUUCACCUGGGUUAAACAGAAACCAAUCUUCAACUAAACUACAUCCAGGAUUAGGACUUGGUGUUUCUGGAAGAAGAUCACUAUUAUUAAAAAAACCUGUAGAAAUACCAUCUGAAGAAAUUCUACAAUCACCUAGAAAAGGAGAACGGUCAAGCCCAUCUUUAGAUGGAACCAAAAAAAUAACUGGAUUUAUGGAAAGAUCAGGAAAUGCACAAUUUUUAGGAGGAAGAAAUAGAUCUAAUUUGAUGACAUCAUCAGAAAGUAAUAAUAAUACAGGUAGAAGUACUGAAGAUGAUUUAAUUAUUGACAUUGCAUUAAUUUCAAUGGACUUUGUUGAAACUAUCAUUGGGGUAUUAGUAAAUGAAGAAAAUACUCAAGCACUUGAAAGGGCACAAGAAAUAAUUUCAUCAGUACUUUUUGAAGUUAAACCAAAUGAUAGUUAUCUUAUUAGUCUAUAUGAAUUUAUUAGAACUAUGAUUAUAACAUAUAAAGAAUUCAUUUUUAAAAGACCAAACAACUUAGCUUUGAAUUUACUAAAAAAUUUAUUACGAUUUUCUAAUUCAGCUACUAAAAACCAAAAGAAUUUUGCUAAUAACUUAAUCUUCAUCUUUGCUAAAACAAAUUUCAUUGUUACAGGAAAUACAGUUGCUACAAUAGUUAAUGCUACAAGUGCUUUAUCAGAACUUCAACUUAAUGAUGUUCAUAAUAUUGAAGAAUCAAUUAAAGGUUUAGUUAAUUUAGCAGAAAAGUAUCAUGAUAAUUUUAAUAAUAAACUUCAAAAAUGCAUUGAGUUAUCACUUAAUGAAGGGGUUAGAAGAAAUAAAUCAUUAAAACGAGUUCAACGAUUAUAUAAAGCAAUUGAUGCAGGUGAUCUUGAUGUUUUUAUUACAUUUGUUUUAGAUUGUAUUAAUGUAUUAAAUGGAUUACUUGACUUUACAAUGAAUGCAGAACCAACAAUAAUAAAUGGAUACAUUGGAAUGAAAAGAGAUUUAGUUAAAAUGUUUAAAACGAAUGAGAACUCUAAAAUGGUUAAAUGUUGGAUAGAAUUUAUUGAAGGUAAAGCUAUGAAUAUUAAUGAAACAUUUAAUGGGUUUCUUGAAGAAAAAAUUAAAGAAAUUAACAUUCAAUAUAAUAAUUGUAUUGAAAAAAUUAAUUUAUUAGAAGGAAAAUGUGAUAUCAAUGAAAAGGAAAUGAAAGAUUUAGAAGAAAAAUGUAAGACUAAUAAAAAAAUUGGAGAACAAUUAUUAGAUUGGGCAAAGAGAUCACUCUCUAUUGAUAGUUGUGAAUUAGAGUCAUUCGAUGAUGUACAAUUAAUUAGAAAGAUUGAAGAGUUAGAAAAAGAACAAACAAAAAGAACAAAUGAAGUUAAAACUAUGUUAGAUGAAUACACUUCAUUUGAUAAAACACUAACAACAUUUAAAUUAUCUUCUAAUCCAUUAUUCCCUGUUACUAGUCAAGAAAUGAGUGAUGGGGUUAGAAAAGUUCUUCAAUUACAUCAGUCAAGAAUUAAAGCUGUUAAUAGUCAUUUACAAACAAGAACAUCGUAUGACUCAGAAAAGGAAAGGUAUACUAGUAAAAUCCGUUCAUUUGAAAUGGUGAUAGAAAGAAAAUAUUUUGAUAUUUGUGAUGAUAUUAUGACGUUACCAUUUAAUAAAAUUUUCUUAAAAGAGUCUAUAGAUAAAUUAAAAGGAUUAAAUCAAGUAUAUGUUAGUGAUAUCAAUAAACUUACUCAUAAGAAAGAAAAAGUUGGAGGACUAAAACCGUCAUGGGAAAUUGCUUAUUGCAGUUGGGAAGAAAGUAUUAGUUAUGCUAUAUCAGUCGUCGAAUGGUUAGCACAAUUAAUAGAAAAUGUUAAAAAUAAUGAAGAAAACAUAUUGCAAAUGAAGAAAUGGUAUGAUAAUGAAAGAAUAUUUGUUAAAACAGUAGUGUCAGCAUAUUUAUGGGAUGGACUAUAUAUUUCAUUAGAUAAAGUUACUAUGAGACAAUCCAAUGAUUAUUUGAACACUCUUGCUAAAGUUUCACAAUAUUUAUUGAACCAUGUCAAGGAAGCAGAAAAACAAUAUGAAGAUUCAAAUCAUUUAAUUGAAGAUUUAAGAAAAAGAAAGAAAUUACCAAUAGGAUUUAAAUAUCUUCAGAUGGUACAACAAGAACAUUUUCAAGAAGUAGAACCUUUAACAAAGUCAUUUGUUGAUAAAUGGAAAGAAGAAGAAAAAGUAGAAAAAAUUAGAAAAGAUUACGCAACACUAUUUGAAGAAUUCUUUAAUGAAACUGAUAAAAUUUCUAACACAGAACCAUCAAAAGUUCCUGGCUCAGUUAUUCAAAAAGUACAAAGUUUAAGAGAUAAGUUAUUAAUUUAUGACGAACAGAAAAUAGAUAAAUUAAAUAGAUAUUGUGACUUAAAAAGAAGUGAACAAACAGUUUGGGCUAGAUGUUCUGCUUUAGGUAUUCCUGAAAAAGAGGUAAAACAAGAAAAAGAAAAUAAUACUAUUAAGUCUCCAAGAAGUCCAAGAAAUUCCCUUUACCUAUACAAUGGUAGAAGUCCUAAUCUUCAAACUUCACAAACUGGAUUCCAAAGAGGAACAAGAAGAGGAGAUGAAAAUAAAGAUAUUAUUGGAUAUUUUAUUACAAAUGAAGAAAAUGUUAAACCAGAUUGUUUCUAUGAUCUCUCUGUUGGUCAAAGAGAAGCAUUUGAUAAAGAUUUAAAGGUUGUACAAGAUGAUAUUGUGAAAAUAUUGAAUAAUUUGAAUAACCUCAAUGAAUUAAAGAAUCAAUCACAAGACCCACAGUUUGCACUUGGUAGAUAUUAUCAAUUUGCUAUGGACUAUGUUUCUGCACCUCAACUACAUAUGACUUGGAUUGCAAAAUUAGCAAACGAGCAUAGAACAAAACAACAAUUUGUUGAAGCAGGACUAUGUGAAGUUCAUUUAAUACUUUUCAUUCACCAUUUAUUACCAAGUGAGUUAGUGUCAAUCAAUGUUGAUUCUUUAAAAACAACUUUUGGUAAAUUCGUUCGUAAUACUUCCGUUCCUCCUAAUCCACAAUUUACUGCUCACCUUACAGAAGAAAUGAUUCUUCAACACAUUACUGCUGCAUGCCAUGAUUUUGAACAAGGUCAUAUGCCAUGGUAUGGAUUAACUGUGGCAUCAGUUGUUAUUCCAUAUUACAUUAAAAAGAAUAAAUAUAAAGAAUUAGGUAAUACUCAUGACUUUGUUAAUAGGAUGUACGAUUCAUUGAUAAAACAUAACGGUGAUGGUGUUGUAAGAGACUAUCUUCAAUUUUAUUAUGUUAGAUUAUUCGGAAAAGUAUUUGGACCAGAGUUAAAUAGAUGUUCAUUUGUUUAUUCUUCAACAAAAGAAAGAAUGUCGUAUUUAUUAAAAGAAGUCACUGAUAUUCUUCCACCAUCUUUUACUGGGGAAAAACAUAUUUUACGUUCCUUAGAUCAAGUCAAUGAUACAGUGCUGAAUGCACCAGAUAAUGAAUGUUAUAUUCUUUGGACUCAAGUUCAACCAGUUUAUGAUAAUGGAGAUUUCAUUCAAUAUAGUUCAACAUUUAAUUUUGAUGAGCUAUGUGUUAAUAGAGAAGAAGGAGAAGAAAUGCUAUCAACAUCAAAUGCUCCAGCAUUGAGUUUGUUUAAAAAGAGAACAACCUUACAAACAGAUUUUGUAUUACCUAGUUUAUUAAAAAGACAAAAUGUUAUAAAUCAAAGUGUUAUUUAUUUAACUCCAAUAGAAAUAAUCAUUGAAGAAAUUCAAAAGAGAAAGAAAAAUAUAGAUUAUUUCCUUUCAGAAAGUAAAAAGUUCUUUGGAGAAGUUGCUUUUGAUAUUAUAAGUUUCUUACAGAAGAGUAUCGGUGAUUAUUUCUUUGGUUCAAAUGAUACUCCAGUUGGUAAGUCAAAUGUCUUUAAUACCAUGAAAAUUAUUGAUGUUUUAGAUAUUUUUUACAAAGACUUAGACCGUUUUGACAUGGUGUUAUACAAUAAAUUGUUUGAUAUUUUAAAAGAAUCUACUAAUUGUUGUUCUGAAGCCCUUGCAGUUAUCAAAGAGAAUUCAAAAAUUAGAAAGAGUAGUGCUAAUUUAGAAAAGAUUGAACGUGAAUUACCAAGAAUUGAUAAAGUUCUUGAUGACAUAGAAAAGAGAUUAGAAGAGAAAAAGGAGGAUGUCAUCGCAUGA
Entamoeba dispar SAW760 is the source of this 7128-nucleotide messenger RNA. RefSeq lists its product as uncharacterized. The coding region runs from base 1 to 7128 and encodes 2375 amino acids. Gene Ontology annotation, molecular function: guanyl-nucleotide exchange factor activity. The record is from RefSeq and is a predicted model, not a curated record. Gene Ontology annotation, biological process: small GTPase-mediated signal transduction; positive regulation of GTPase activity. The transcript has 4 exons. Lineage: Eukaryota; Evosea; Mastigamoebida; Endamoebidae.